ACUGUAACUGUAUUGUCCCUAUGCUUUUUUCUUCUUCUGUUUUUUGGUUGUCCCCUUUCACACACACUGAUCUCGUCAGUGGAGAAAGGGAAGGAGAGGAAAAGAGAACAGAUUAAAAAGAGGAAAAAAAGAAAAAAGGAAGCAUAUUCUCUCUCUUCUCCCUUUCCAUCUCCUUAUAAAUCUUUCUCUGAACGGAGAGAGAGAGAGAGUAUUGAACCUUCUAUCUUUAAUAGAGAAUUUGGAGCCUCAGGGUCUUGUAGGCAGGACUUGAAGUUUGGUGAUGAAGAAAAUUUCCAAGAGCAGCUGCAAGUCAGCAUCACACAGGCUUUUUAAGGACAAGGCAAGGAACCAUGUUGAUGAUCUUCAGGUGAUGUUCUUGGAUCUGCAGUUUGCCAGGAAGGAGAGCCGUACGGUUGAUGCUGCACUUCUUGAGGAGCAAGUCCAUCAAAUGCUUCGUGAGUGGAAGGCUGAGCUCAAUGAACCAUCUCCUGCUUCUUCUUUGCAACAAGGUGGCAGUCUUGGAUCCUUCUCGACCGAUGUUUAUAGGCUAUUGCAGCUCUGUGAGGAGGAAGAUGAUGCCACUAGUCCAUUAGUUGCACCUAAGCCUGAACCUAAUGAUCUGACUAUGCAGGUUGGGGCUAAGGUCAUAGUCCAAGAGGGCCAACAUCAACAGGAUUUCCUGUUGCUUAGCGAAUGCAAACCCUCCACUGUAGGAAUUCCCAACUUGGAUGGGCCUGCUCUAGAGUAUCAUCAAUUUGACUUCAAUAAGAACUUGGAUCACAGCUUUUAUGCUGGUACAAGAUUUUGUGAGGAAGAUGGUGUUCCUCACAUAUCUAGCUAUCUGCCAAGUGCCUGCCCUCCUCCUUCUGCUUUCUUAGGUCCGAAAUGUGCACUUUGGGACUGUCCGAGGCCUGUACAAGGCUUGAACUGGUGUCAAGACUAUUGCAGUAGCUUUCAUGCUUCUCUAGCUUUAAACGAAGGACCACCAGGCAUGACUCCAGUUCUAAGACCUGGGGGGAUUGGACUUAAGGAUAAUCUACUUUUUGCUGCUCUUAGUGCAAAGGCACAAGGAAAAGUUGUUGGCAUCCCAGAAUGUGAGGGAGCAGCAACUACAAAAUCUCCAUGGAAUGCACCUGAGCUCUUUGAUAUUUGUGUUCUUGAGGGUGAGACUAUUAGGGAGUGGCUUUUCUUUGACAAGCCUAGAAGAGCAUUUGAGAGUGGAAACAGGAAGCAGAGAUCAUUGCCAGAUUAUAGUGGGCGUGGAUGGCAUGAAUCUAGAAAGCAAGUGAUGAAUGAGUUUGGAGGGCUGAAGAGAUCCUAUUACAUGGACCCUCAACCACUGAACCAUUUUGAGUGGCACCUUUAUGAGUAUGAAAUAAGCAAGUGUGAUGUUUGUGCCUUGUACAGGUUGGAACUAAAGCUUGUUGAUGGGAAGAAGAGCUCAAAGGCAAAGCUAGUAACAGGUGAGUCAGUUGCUGAUCUGCAGAAGCACAUGGGAAGCCUCUCUGCCAAAGGUAGUAGAACAAAGCUUGGCAUAGGAGGUGGUGUUUAUUCAGCUUCUAACAGAGUUACUCUACUAAAUGCACCAUAUCAAUACGGCUUAACUGCACCAUGUGACUAUGUUGUUGACAACACAAGUGACUAUUAUGUCACGUGAUUGAUCUUGCAUAACUUGGUCUUUUUUUUUCUUCUACUUUUUCUUCUUAGGAACAACAAGACAAGGUGAUUUUUUUUCCUUGUCAAGACACUGUGAAGUGUGAAUAGCUCAUUCUCACAGGAGUGCUGCAUGAGAGGCUGAUGGAUACCGAAUUCUAACUUUGGAAGAUUACCAACUCUAAAUCAUUUGCAUUUCGGAAAUUGACCCUUUACCGAGGCACAAAGUUGCAUUAAUUCAAAAUGAUGCCACUUAUUUGGAGGGGUUAGAUAUGCACUCUGCACUCUGCAGGGCAGACUUUCAAGGGCACAUAAAUAUUGGCUAUGUAAUAAAUGUUUCUGUCUCUUCAUGAGAAUUUAAUUUAUCAAUAACUCAGAAAAAGAAAAGGAAUCUUGGAAAGUCAGCACUGAUAAUGAUCUGUCUUGUGUUAUUCUUUUUUGGUA
Molecule: messenger RNA, 2097 nt
Organism: Cajanus cajan (pigeon pea)
Lineage: Eukaryota; Viridiplantae; Streptophyta; Magnoliopsida; Fabales; Fabaceae
Gene: VOZ1
Product: vascular plant one zinc finger protein
Biological process (GO): positive regulation of DNA-templated transcription; positive regulation of long-day photoperiodism, flowering
Cellular component (GO): nucleus
Molecular function (GO): sequence-specific DNA binding
Source: RefSeq, a predicted model, not a curated record